This is a messenger RNA of Plasmodium fragile, 1554 nucleotides long. RefSeq lists its product as uncharacterized. The record is from RefSeq and is a predicted model, not a curated record. Gene Ontology annotation, biological process: regulation of gene expression. Lineage: Eukaryota; Apicomplexa; Aconoidasida; Haemosporida; Plasmodiidae. Gene Ontology annotation, cellular component: nucleus. Bases 1 to 1554 code for a protein of 517 amino acids. The transcript has 4 exons. Gene Ontology annotation, molecular function: histone binding.
AUGAAAAAGCAGGGGAGCCACGUGAACGCCCUAAAUGACCUUAACCACCAAAAUGAGGAAGGAAAACACAACUACAUGAAUUCCGGUGGUGACAACCACAAGUACUGGCAGUAUAACACCCUCCUGCUUUACAAUGUGAUAAUGAUGUACACGUGCGACUGGCCCUCUCUCUUUGUCGAGUGGGUGCCCAGCGUGUGCAGGUGUGACGAUGAUGUUUACAACCAGGACCUCAUCCUGGGUACCUACACCACGGAGAAAAACAACUACAUAUUGAUUCUGGAGGUGAGCCUGCCGAGUGAAGAGUUUUCGCACUCGAACCUCUACUACGAAAAGAUAAACAAUUACCGACACAACACAUGCAACGACACGAGUAAAAAUUUCAAAAUAAAAAAAAAAAUUUAUCACGAAUGCGAAAUUAACAAAAUUGCUUGUAGUCCCCAAAACAAGGAUGUGAUUGCCUGCUUCUCCUCUGACGGAAAUAUAAAUAUAUUAAACUUAAGUAAUUACAAUUAUGAAGAGGAUGAAGCGAAUAAUAAUGCCGUCGUCAGUUUUGAUUACACACUCAAGGGUCACCUCUACCAGGGGUGGGGUAUUCAGUGGGGCGCAGAUAACAAUUUAAUUUCGUCCUGCGCUGAUGAUUCGUAUUUAUGUAUAUGGGACAUAAAUGCAACUGCGUCCUGCGCGACGAGCACCGCGAAUGUGGCUCCUCCGCUUGUUAGUGGGAGCCUGUGCGCAAGUGGUGGGGGCAGUACCCUUGGAGGGGGCCUCCCCGGUGCAGCUGCAGGGGUCACCACGGCAGGAGUCAGCACGCCAAGCGCCGCAAUCGCAGCAACCGCAGCAACCUCAGCAACCGCCGCAAUCGCAGCGGGAGCAGGAAUUUGCACGACUGGUGGUGGAGGUGGUGAUUUUACCAUCACCAGCUCGAACAGCGAAAAUUGCAAAGGAGGAGUGAUACACCCCUUGAUAAAAUUUUUUAAUGACAAUGUGCCUCUGCAAGAUUGCUGCUGGAAGGACAACAAUGUGUUGACCGUGUCAGAUAACGGACACAUACACAUAUACGACAUUAGGAACAAGAGUGCGGUGAGCUCCAUCAGAGCUACCAACUGCAGUUUAAACUCCAUCGACGUGAAUCCACACAAUAAAAAUAUCUUCGCGACAGGUGGCACGAACAAAGAAAUUGAUUUGUGGGACAUUCGAUUCACUAACAAAUCACUGCACAGAAUCAUAUCACAUAAGGAAACAAUUAUAAAACUCCAGUGGGACAAAUACCAGCCCGGCAUCUUGUCCUCCUCGUCCAGUAAUAAAUAUAUUUAUUUUUAUGACACAAACAAAAUUGGUAUUGAACAGACAUACGAGGAUUCGCAGGAUGGUCCCCCUGAACUUAUUUUCAUUCAUGGUAGCCACGCCUCCAACAUCCUGGACUACUCUCUCAACUCGUCCUACUCCAUGAUGAUCUCCUCCAUCAGCGAAGACAACACGUUGCACAUCUGGCAGCCCUCCAGACAGGCCUACGAGGAUGCCUCAGACACAUACGACGACACCGACGUGGAGUAG